AUGAUAUAUAUUCGUGACUAUCCCUGGUCACGAUCCAUUUCCCACCCACUCCCACCAAUAACAUUGAACAUCUCUUUCACCCUAGCCUGGUGUUAUUGGCCAGCUACUUCUUCAGACAAACCCCACUAACAAGUUUGAGUCCCUCACACCCUUUAGUUUCUCUCUAAUAAAUCUUCCAACCACUCCAAAUUCCUCAAACCAUGGAAAACGCCUGUGAGUUCAGCUUUCUGUGGAUUUCCAGCCGUCUUGGGAUGCUGAUUUUGCUUCAGCUGCAGUAUCUGAUGAUGUUGAGCUUGCUUCAAUCAUGAUUGUGCCUGAUCUGUUCUGUGUUUGUAAAUGAUUUGGGCUUUUGGAGAGGAUCAAGAGCCAGGAUAGAGGAAUACAUAUAUGGAUUGAUAGAAAGGGAGAGAGAGAGAGAGAGAGAGAGAGAGAGAGAGAGGAGAGUGAAUUUUUCUAGGAUGAGAAAUAAAAUGAUUCUUCCCUGUUUGUUGAAAUGAAUCACGGAAUUUUGGGUGUGGCAGCUCAGAUUAUGGUGAUGGCAAUUGUCCUUUCUCUGAUUUUGCUCUUUGCAGGCAUUGUGAUGUUGGUCUUAAUUCAUGUUUGUAUUGUUGGGAGGGCCUUUAGGAGAGGAUCUGGCAACAUCACCAUGGUUGAGAGGGUGAGCACUGGAAGCAGAAGCAUGUCCCGAGACGACAUCGAGAAGCUUCCUUGCUUCGAUUUCGAAGCGAAACAGAAGGGGAGUAGCCCUGUGGAUUGUGCUGUUUGCCUGGAAAACUUCAAGGCCGGGGAAAAGUGCAGAUUGCUGCCUCUGUGCAAGCAUAGUUUCCAUGCCCGGUGCGUGGACUCUUGGCUUUUGAUGGCAUCCAUUUGCCCGAUUUGUCGAACCAGCGCGGAAAAUUGGAAGGCCGGAUUGGUCUCCGCCGAAGAAAGCAGCCGUUUCAGUGACACUUUGGUUGAAGUGAGAGAGAGCCAGACAUCUGAGAGUGGCAUUGUGAGCGAGGCUGGAAUUGAACUGAGAGAGAGCCAACGAGUACAAGAAACUGGGCAUUUAGGUGAAGCUAGAAUUGAAUUAAGAGAGAACCAAGCGGCCUCCAGUUAGCAACUAAGUCUGCUCAAUGGGUUUGCUUUUGCUUGCACAGUUCAUCGCCUUGUAAGUACCGUCAAAUGAUGAUUGAUUUUGCUUUUGUUUUCACGAACAUACGUGAGAUGAAAAUGAUUUUUCUUGCUCAAGUCAAGAAACCGAAA
Malania oleifera is the source of this 1245-nucleotide messenger RNA. RefSeq names its product E3 ubiquitin-protein ligase ATL23-like. The record is from RefSeq and is a predicted model, not a curated record. Lineage: Eukaryota; Viridiplantae; Streptophyta; Magnoliopsida; Santalales; Ximeniaceae. Bases 494 to 1099 code for a protein of 201 amino acids. The transcript has a single exon.